AUGCAGCCAGCCGACCAGAAUAAGAAUCUUGAAGGCCGUGAGCACCACUGCAGCUCCAGUACCACAGCCAAGUCCACGACAUGCAGCUCGGCAUUGCUAACCAGCUCCCCUCUCCUGAACCCAUCAUCAUUACCCUCGUCGUCAUCGUUGACACCACCCUCUACAACAGAUGCCGCCUCUCCUACGCCGCCAAUAGCACCAUCACCACAACUCUCUAUUGAACCAAUAGAUUAUACACUCAAACCAAGCAGACCAGGCUCCGAGCCUCUAGUCUGCGCUGAUUUCGGGCCCAUAUCCCUCUCUGCCAUCGACCCUUAUCAUCUAUUGACCCCUGGCGAUAACCACAGCAGCCAUAAUUUCGAGCCAGAGAGCACCAUGCUGAUGACAAUCCCCCAGGAUUGUGCCCAGGAAAAUUUAGAACGUCAGGUUCAAGAAAAUCAACUGUGGCUUCAGACCGCUUUCCUUCAUAAUCAGUUUCACCCUCAACAACUUCUACCAGUUAUGCACCCUUCCUCUCAUCUUCAACCUUUCCUGCUACCACCACUAACACAGUUAUCGUCAUCACCGUCGCCUUCAGCAUCAUCACUGCCACCACCACUACCUCCGACAGCGCUCACUCUUCCUUCCCCUCCCCUUGUUGCUCCUCUAUCAGCUCCACACUUGAUACAAUAUGAGCAUUCCCACUAUGACACUCAUCCUAACCAGCAACAACCAGCGACGCUCCAGCAAUCGACCAGUGGUAUUGAGCCUUUUUACCAACAAUACCACAAUUUAUCUCCACAGCAGCAACAAAGCAUGCUCCAGCAACAAACACAACAGCUGCCGCUACAGCAAUAUCAGAAUGGCGGAUCUCAUGAGAAGCGAGGUCAGUUCUUUCCAUGGCCUGCUUCCGCCACAGCUAUGACGCCUCUUCCAGGCAACUUCGGGCCAUUGCCUUUGGCAAACACGGGGACACUCACAUCUACAGCAAAUCCCCGGAUCACUUCGCGUCCAUUUCAGACGGUUGCGUACACUGGCCUAGCAGCAGCUGCUAAGCAUAACACCAAGCGGGCAGCUGAUGACAUGCCCGCGUCUGAAAGUUUGAGACCGGCCCAGCGACGGCGUCUCGAGGCCUCUCGAGGCCUAAGCAUCUCCUCCGAGGCCACGGUGGUAGCGCUACCAACAGUAGCAAUGAGAGCGGCAUCACAACCAACGACUGAGUCCAGUCCGCGGUCCACACAGCCUUCGAUGCCCCGCUCCCCCACAGCUACCCAUAGCUCCAAAGUGCUCUCGGCCAUGCCACCGCAGGGCCCUAGGACAACUACUGGCACCGAAAGCGUUCGAUCCACAAAGUGUCCACAUUGCGACAAGGAGUUUCAGUCCAAAGGGCUCCUGCGUUCGCAUAUGUUCCCCCUCUCAUCGACUGAAAUCGUGGUUUCGAUGCCUGGCGACAAAGGCGAGGAGGGCUGGACAUCUAAAAAGUAUAGAAAACAGCCUAGGCCCGGUCAAACCUCUACAAGGCCUCAUGGUGACAGCGGAGACGAAGGUAGCAAUGACGGCCAGCAGGAGGUGGAUGUGAGUGGGGGCGAUGGUCAAUCUAUGAAAAGUCUAAAAUACGUCAACCCGAGAGAGUUUUACACGUACAGGUUGCAGAUUCGUCCUAUGAGUUCAACAGACCAGCGAUCUCUCAUCUGA
Molecule: messenger RNA, 1674 nt
Organism: Lobosporangium transversale
Lineage: Eukaryota; Fungi; Mortierellomycota; Mortierellomycetes; Mortierellales; Mortierellaceae
Exons: 3
Coding region: 1-1674 (557 amino acids)
Source: RefSeq, a predicted model, not a curated record